This is a messenger RNA of Nematostella vectensis (starlet sea anemone), 14634 nucleotides long. Its product is annotated as sacsin. Gene Ontology annotation, molecular function: Hsp70 protein binding. The transcript is spliced from 10 exons. Bases 195 to 13538 code for a protein of 4447 amino acids. NCBI's taxonomy places the organism in Eukaryota, Metazoa, Cnidaria, Anthozoa, Actiniaria, Edwardsiidae. The record is from RefSeq and is a predicted model, not a curated record.
UGAAAUUUGUGCCCGCGCACAUUGAAUCGAGUCCCAAGGUUGUAUUUCGAUCGUCUGCAUGAUAAGCAAAGUAUGGAUUUACAUCGGGCCAUCUCUCCAAAUGCAAGCAAGACUCACAGCUACGAGAUCCCAAAGGCAUUGCUUGAAGGUAUGACGAGAUGUCUUGAAAAGAUGGGUUUCUUCAAGAUUGCCUGAUGGAUAGAAUUAAACAAAUCCACGGGCAGUCCUACGGACAGCGGAGGCCUUCUCUGACGGCAGUCUUGCGGAGGAUUUUGGAAGGUUAUCCUGAUGGCGGUCAGAUUCUCAAGGAGCUGAUCCAGAAUGCUGACGACGCAUGCGCAACAGAAGUCAAAUUUCUGUUCGACUCACGUGACAACGCAUACGGGAACUCAACACUUGUCAAUCAGGACCUAUCUCGGUUCCAGGGCCCCGCGCUCUACGUGUACAACAAUGGACGCUUUCGCGACAAGGACUGGCACGGAAUUGAGGGAAUCAUGCAAGGAAACAAGCGACUGGACCCGCUUUCUGCUGGACGGUUCGGAGUGGGAUUUAACUCAGUAUAUCACAUAACAGAUUUCCCAAGUGUUCUCAGCGGCACCCAUAUCGCCUUCCUUGACCCGCAAGAGACGUUCUUUGGCACGGGAGAGACUGGGAGACGCUUCAACUUAAGCGAACCCUUACUGGAGCAGUACCCCGAUCAGUUCUCACCCUACGAGAACGUACUCGGCUGCAAAAUCUCUUCGGGGGUUUUCGAUGGGACGUUAUUCCGUCUUCCUUUACGGAAGUGGCCAUCUCGGGUGUCGGUGAAGCCUUACACUGCAUCCAAGGUGAAGGCGUUGUUUGAGUCAUUCAUAUCGGAGGCGGCGCUUAUCUUGCUCUUCUUGAAGAAUGUGGAGAGUAUAAGUAUUUAUGAGACGAUGUGGAACGAGGGUGAGAAGUUAAUUUUCAGUAUUCGUAUCCAGGACUCGCUAACAGCGUCCAUCAAAGCAAUGAAGGCGAAGUUUAUCGAAGUCGCGUUGAACCCACUAAGAUAUCCCUACGAGAUGACGUACGAAGUAACUGUAGAGGAAAUAAGGCCUGGCAGAGACAUCAAGGAACACAAAUACAUGAUACUCAACAGAGUGGGUAGUGAGAGCCAAAAGCUCAAAGACCUCGCCAAACAUCUACACUUAUUCCCAUGGGCAGGAGUCGCGGCUCCGCUCGACAACUUAUCCACCAAAGUACCCCCCACAGGAAGGGUGUUUUGCUUUCUCCCUCUCCCCCCAGAGUCAGACUGUCGUACCGGGCUAACGGUGCAUAUACAUGGUACGUUUGGAGUAUCGGAUAACCGUAGGAACUUAAAGUGGCCUGGCUCGGAAUGUCAGAAUGAUGAUUUCGCGAUGUGGAAUAACCUUCUGCUAGAGGAAGUUAUCAGUGUGGCGUAUGCGAACCUUUUAGUGAACCUCACCCAGUCACAAUACCCUUGCGACCAGAUCCUACAGGUUGUAAGCGCAAUUUUACCCGACCUUGAGCGAGUCCAAGGUCACUGGAAGCAGAUUUUGGAGCCGUUUUUCCGUCAACUUGCUGACAAAGCGGUGUUCUGGACGAAAGCUGAGGGAGGAAAGUGGAUCAUGCUUCAGGACGCUCUGCUGAACAGACUCGCUCGCUCUCCGAGUAAGACGAGACCCGAAGUACGCGCAGCGGUGGUUAAGGUCCUGCUUCUGGCGAACCAACCGGUUGUAACCUUACCAGAUCAUGCUUUAAAGGCGAUGGACGAAUACCUACUUUGUCACGUGACCAGCGUACAGGAAAUCACGCCCUCCUUCGUGCGCAGUGUCCUAAAAGGAGAAAAGAGUAUGAGGAAAGACGGCUCUACUAAACUGAGCAACGGUUUGAUUUAUUCAGAGAGGGAUAAUAACGACAACUACAAUGUCGAGAACGAAAUUGCUAACCAAGAAUCGCUUCGUAAAACUUCCCAAGUUAAGUGUGAUUGGUCAGUUUUGGACCGAGAUGAGAAAAUUUGUUUGCUAGAGUUUCUCAUGAAAGAUGGCGCCAUUUCUGAAAUGGCAGGACUGCCACUGCUUCCGCUCGCAGACAACACCUUUACUAUAUUCUAUCCAAACGCCCUCUCUGCAAAUCCCGAAGCUGCAGUAUUUCUGGCCAGCAGACUACACCCACAAUCGCUAGUCCCAGGCUCCGCGCACCGGUUCCUAGAUGAGAGGAUUAGCGAAGGAAUUCUCGAAGUGUUGAGGUCAGUCGCGGUUAACGCCGAAAAGCAAAACACAAACGUCGUUGCUCCAACACAGCUCGUGCUCCUCGCCCCAAUCUUGGUUCCUCAACUUCUCAAGCAAGCUCUUCCCGAGCGCUGGAAGGGCCCUGAAAUCGUCGUCUCCUGGGACCCCAGGGGUAACGAGGCCCCUGAAGCCUGGCUGAAGCAAUUAUGGUCCUGGUUACGCACGGAGUUCCCAACAGAUUUGAGCGCCUUCGAGGGCGUGCCUCUCAUCCCACUGACCACUUUGCGUUCUGAGGCUGGCAGUUUGAUCAAGUUGAAGAAGACGCACAAUGUGGUACAGGGCUCUUCGCACUUCGCCUCGCUACCGCGGAACGUCAGCAGCGCGCUACAGAAGGCCGGAUGCAUAGUGCUGUCACAUGUCCCUGUGUUCUGUGAUCAUUUGGACCUCAGACAGUACUUGGAGUCGCCUACACCAUCCGGAGUCAUAAAGGUCCUCGCGUCAGUACUUGAUAACGAGGGCGUGGCAUCCAUCAAGCGUUGUACCUCUGACGAGAAGCGUUGCAUCAGGGCCUUCCUGUCCAGCCUUCGGAACCCCUCAGAUGACGAAGUGCUUACGCUCAUGGCUUUGCCGAUAUUCGAGGCCAUCAGUGGAACCUUUACUGCAGUCCAGCCGGACGGACCACUGCGUGGAGAGAAGUUGGACGUUGCACCUCCUCGAUUUAAAUUACCCGACGACGUCGUUGUACCAGAGUCUCACCUUAUUCUGUCAGCCGGUGAUGAUGAUUCGUAUCAACUUCUGAGGCGGCUACCGAUCCGAGUUCUCAACAUGUCCGACUUUCUCAUUGAAAAGGUUUUCCCAUUUAUUGAGGCUGGGACCUUCUACAGUCGUAACCAAGUGGCCAAUCUAAUGGUUUGGGUCCUUCAAAGGCUCCCCGUUCUCUCGAGUGACAACAGGGCCUUUCCAGAACACCUCAAGACCCUUCGCUUCAUCCCAAUCUCCAAAGGAAAAUUUCAAGCGCCUUGCGAGCUCUUCGACCCAGAAGACGAAACUCUGAAGAAGCUUUUCGAAGGGGAACCAUCUGCAUUUCCUUCGCAGGAAUUCUCCACGACACACGCUUUGAGUUUACUUCGAGUGUUCCUGGGAAUGCGACGGAGUGGUUCCUUAGAAGGUAAAGACGUCCUUAAGAUUGCCAAGCAGAUUUCUGCAAUGUCGACAGAGAACGCACCAAAGAGAGCACAGGCGUUGAUGACCUUCCUCAACGAGAAUACGUCCCUGCUUGAUUCCAAAGUCGGCACAGAUCAGCCGGGAGUGGCGGUAGAUCUUGCAAGUGCAUUAUCCACACUGCCAUGGAUCCCCUCCAGUACCGAGCCACCUGUCAAAUACCCAUCUACAAUGCCGUGGUACUCUUCCGAUGAAAUUCUCCACUCAGCGUCUGAGAUGCGAGAUGUAGACGCUGCAAACCUCGUGGGUUCUACCAUGCCUAUCAUGCAAGGAGACAUCGAUUCCAAGCUGAAGAGGGCGUUUGGUUGGGACAAGCCCCCGCCCACCUCCCAUGUUAUCAAACAACUCAAGGCUGCUUCAGAGGUCUGGAUAAGUAGCCAGAAAAGGCCUUCUGAGGUCGAGAUCCUCAAGUUCCGGACAAUGCUGCGCGAAAUCUACGACAGGCUCUCGGUCCCAGAGGCCUUGCCUGAGACUACUGCGUUCAUCAAUUCGUCACAAGACUGGUCAUGGGUGUGGUAUGGCUCUGGCUUUGCCUUGCCCAAGUGCGUGGCAUUCCAGAGUACAUGUCCAAUCAACCUCAAGCCGUACAUUUUCUAUGUUUCGGAAGACUUUCGAAACUACUCCCCCCUUUUCAAGGCAUGCGGAGUUCAAGAAAAUUUUGGUGAGGAAAGGAUCACAGAAGUACUUGCCUUGGUAAAGGAAAGCUACCUGAAGGGCACGAAAAACGAGGGAAUUGUCAAAAGGGAUCUUCACUUAUGCAGAGAGAUCUUGCAUCACAUCACCAGAAAUGGUGACCCGUUACCUGAAGAGCUACGAGAAAAGGUUUUAGUACCUGUGCAAUCCACCGACGGACAGCUACGGCUUGAGUUAUGCAAUGACGUAUAUUACUACGAUUCUGAUUGGCUAAAGCUAAGAGGAGGAGAUGACGUCACGUUUACCAAUGUCAUCCACGAGAGUAUUUCAACUCAUACAGCGCAGUUACUUGGUGUGCAACCUCUAAGCAGGAGUCUUGCUAUGGUCGAGGCGUUUGGGUUUGAGCAGUCGGAGCCCCGGGAGCCGGUAAAUAUCAGGUUGCGGAACAUCCUGCGGGAGUAUAAGGAUGGCUUGAGUGUCUUGAAGGAGCUGAUACAGAACGCUGAGGAAGCUGGUGCAAACGAAGUGAAAUUCCUUGUGGACUGGAGGGAGAACCCCCACCAGAGAGUGCUAUCCAAAGGAAUGUCAGAAGCCCAAGGACCGGCCUUAUGGGUCUACAAUGAUGCCGUGUUCACCGAUAAGGAUUUUGAGAACAUCAAAAUGCUCGCUAGCACUACGACGACGGGGAGUGCCAAGAGGGGUCGCCCUGGCAUAGGGUUCUGUUCGGUGUUUAACAUUACAGAUAUCCCAAGUUUCAUCAGUCGAGAAUUUAUUGUAAUGUUCGACCCGCAAACGACGUAUCUUGGGAAUGUUAUCAAGGAUAAGACACGUCCAGGAAUCAGACUUAACCUCAAGGAAAACUCUCGAGCAGUGGCAGCAUUCUCCGAUCAGUUUUCCCCGUACAACAAGAUCUUUGGGUGCAGUAUCUUAGAGCAAGGCAAGGAGUUCUUUUACAACGGGACUUUGUUUAGGUUGCCGUUCAGGACUUUGAGUCAAGCGCAGACUAGCGUGAUUUCCGGAAACUGUUAUGACGAAAGCAACAUUUCGAAACUGCUUGGAAUUUUCCGAGAGCAUGCAUCUAGUCUGUUGCUGUUCCUGCGCAAUGUAAAAAGGAUAAGUGUUCACGAGAUAAAGGCAUCGGACCACAGCGUCGACAGCCCUGAAAUGGUGUUUCAGAUUGACAGAGGUACAAUAGAAGUUAUACCAAGAAACGAGCCAAUUCUGUCACGAAGCUAUUCACAUUCCAUCAGCGAGUUCACUGGAAGCCCUCUUAGGCAGUCUUCCUCUGUGAUUGCUUUGAAAUCAUCUACUUCUCCGAACAAGAUGUUCAACACUGCCGCGCCACAGUCCUCAAAUGAAGUUUGGUUGACGUCAUUCUGUUCUGGGCACAGCCUUUCUGUCGAGCUCGCGGCAAGUGCUGAAGGCCAACUAAACGGGCUUGUGUCUCAGGCAGGUGUUGCAUCGCUGCUUUCUUCACAGGGAUUUCGGGAAGGGUUAUGGAAACCGGAGCCAGUAAGUGGAGAAGCGUUUUCCUCCUUGCCGUUGUCAAUGGAAACGGGACUUCCUGUCCACGUGAAUGGGUGUUUUGCUGUCACAAAUAAUCGCCGUGGUCUGUGGGAGGAGAGUAAUCCCGAUCAGAAAUCAGAUAGGAAAUCAGACAAACCGUUCGAGGCUCUUUGGAACAAAGUGCUUCUUGAAGAUGCUGCAUCGACUGCAUACGUGCAGCUCCUGAAAGACAUGGUACGACUUAUAAUUGAAGGCAAAGUUGCUGAGUUUGAUUUCCAGGAAGUCUGGCCAGACCCUGAUAAGAUUCCUUCAAAGUUAUGGCGGAUGUUGGCGAAUCGAGUCUACCAGGGAAUCAGUGAAUCUGAAGUACCUUUGAUGCAAGGUUCGACGGUAUGGGUACAACCCAACAAGGCUGUGUUCCUAGACGAGAAGUUAAGCGAGCUUUCUGGAUGUAAGGCUGUAGCGGAGCUGUCUGAAUACCAGAUCGUCGAGUUGAAGCCAUUUGCGCGGAAAGCGUUCAUUAAGGCUGGCCUGUCAAACGUGCUCACUCAGCAGACACUUACCGUCGAGAGGUUUUUGCAAGAGGCUUUUUUGCCGAAUAUCAAGGAGAUUCCCACCGGUACAAGAGACCAGAUUGUCUGUUUUGUUUUGGACGAGUAUUCCUCUGGCUCAACGAAUCUUGGAGAGUUGAUUGAGAAGUUCUGUUGCAUACCUGCGGGAGACGAGGGUCAAAGUCUGCUUACUUCAAGACAACUAAUCGACCCAGAAGGAGCUGCCGCAGGGAUGUAUUCAGCUCAGGACAACCGAUUCCCGUUUGGAGAAGAUUACCGAAAGAGAUUUGCGGCUUUGCGAAACCUCGGAAUGGUUAAGGACAUGUUACCAUGGGAAGCGAUUUGUGAACGGAUCGAGUCUGUAGCAAAGUUAGCCAAAAACAACCGAGAGCAUGCACUACAAAGGAUCCAGAACAUAAUCAGUUAUUUGAACACAUAUCUUAGCAAGAUGAUUGAUCCGACGCGUCAGCAGAAGGAGGCAAUGCGCAGUUAUAAGUUCCUACCCGCUCUUAACCAUCCAGAGGGCUACUGUCUACCGUGGAAAGGAGCACCAAAGGCCCUGAAACGAGGUAUUACGUUGCUCUCUGCAGAUGAACUGUACCCUGCUAAAUACGUCUACCUUUUGGGUACCAUCAAACCUAUUCUAGAUGAGUCCACUAAAACUGGGUGUGGUGAAAUGAAGCCUGAAGUAGCAAGACUUUUCGGCAUCCAGAAACACGAACCUGCCCUUGAAGACGUAUUGUUCCAGCUGUCCUCCGCGGUCCAAUGCACGAGGAAGAAAACACCAAUUAAUGUUGAAUGUAUUCAGGAAAUUUGCUUGGUGAUUUACCGCUAUCUCCAGUUGUUACUCACCACUUCACAAAGGGAUGCAGUCCUGGAGGUACUCAGUGAGAAGCCAUGGGUCUUUGUCUCGUCCAAAUUCGUCGCAUCUAAUCAAGUAGCGUUCUCCUGGACGGGGCACGGAGCUCCGUUUCUAUAUCAGCUUCCGCAAGAGUUUACAAACAAGUUCCGUAUUCUCUUCGAAGCAGCUGGUAUUCGCGAGACAUUCACGGCGGAUGAUUACAUCGAUGCGUUGUUUGCUCUACGUGAAAGAAAACAAGAAGAACGAUUGACAGAGGUCGAGUUUAAAACCACUAAGACCUUCCUAGACGAGAUCGCGCACAUGGAUCAAGAUCUAGUUAACUCGUUUCAGAACCAUCUUCCCAUGCCGGAUCAGGAUAGAGUUCUGAGACCUGUAGGUGAACUUGUGGUUAACGAUGCACCGUGGCUAGAGGACGUAGAGUUUGCGCAUGUGCUUCACCCAGACAUCCCCACACACCUAGCGCACCGUCUUGGUGCGCAGACCAUGAGAGAUGUCACCCUUAGCAAGUACUCUCACGGUCUUGGCAAACCUUUGAGUCAGAAAGAACCUCUAACGGAACGCAUUAGAAACGCGCUUUCUUCGUACCCGCGUGAUGAAGGUAUUUUAAAGGAGAUGCUUCAAAGUGCCGAUGACGCCAAAGCCACAGAAUUUCACGUAAUCUAUGACCCACGGCAACAUAAUAAAAAGAGAGUGUUAAGCGAAGGAUGGAAAGAUCUACAAGGGCCAGCCAUUUGCGUCUACAACGACUGUCCGUUUACGGAAGAACGCAUGGAGAGCUUUCAGCAGAUAGGACGUACAGCCAAGUCGGAAGAAUCAGACAAAGCUUUCGGCUUCAAUACGAUAUAUCACUUAACCGACUGCCCAAGCUUUAUCACGGAUAAUUCAACCAUCUGUAUCCUGGAUCCACACGCCACACACGCACCAGAUGUUACCAGAGAAACUCCAGGAAGGAUUCUGCAACCGUUAGACGAUGAAUUCCGCGAGAACUUUGUCGACGUUUUUAAAGGGUAUCUUGAGGACUUCUUCAACCUUGAGGGUGCUACCAUGCUACGAUUUCCACUGCGGACAAAGAUCAAUGCCGAGAAAUCUGAGAUUUCCAAGCUAUCUUUUGAAGAUGUAGACGUUGAUAACUUACUAAAGACAUUUGAGCACGAUGUCAAGGACUCCCUUCUCUUUCUAAAUAGUGUUAGGAAGGUAACAAUUUCAAGGAUAGAAAAUGGAAGGCUUGUGAAAAAGUACCAAGCAAGUGCUACAUUGCCGGAUGAAAGUGAAGAGCAGCUUCAAACAUUGUCGAGCGAGGUGAUAAGAAGCAAGGGGGUUCCGACUGCCGAUAUCUCUUACUUCGGGGUAACGUACAAGUUGGUUAUCUCAGACUCAGAGCGUUCGACUGAAGAAUGGCUAGUCCAUCAGUGUCUUGGCGCAAAAGAGUAUGUUGCUGCCCCCUUGGUUCCGGAUGGUAGAGCUCUAGGUUUCUUACCUCGCGCCGGCGUUGCAGCAAAAGUGUCUGUCCAAGAGGACGUACUCGGCCAACACGUUCUACGCGCCUUACAAGAGCCUUUCACAGACAAGACGUGCCGCGCUUUCAGCUCCCUUCCCCUGCAUGUUGAGACAAGACUUCCUGUACAAGUAAGCGGUCAGUUUGCACUAGACGUCGCAAGGAGGAAGUUGUGUGAUGAUGAAAAAAAAGAUUGCCGCAGCAGAUGGAACGAAUUCAUGAAAACAGAAGUCAUCGCUCCAGCCUACGUUCACCUGUUGAUGAGCGCAAGGCAUAAAAUUACUGGAAUCCAAGAAGGGAACCCUUGGUUCUUCAACACGAGAAGUGGCGUCAAAAGUGGUCUCAGCUGGUACCAUAGCUUAUUUCCAGAUCCACAUUCGGUGCACAGCGACUGGAAAGAGCUUUCUUUGGCUGUAUUUCGAUGUCUAGAAAAUGCAAACUGCCCUGUUAUUCCAGUUAUUCACGGACAGGAAGCGCCGUCCAGUAAUCCUUCCACCCCCCGCUCACCUGUUUCCCCUUCCCACCGAUUCAGUGACGAUGUUGCUACGAUAACGUGCCGAUGGCUCCCGCCAACUUCUGAAGACGAAGAAAACAGUUGCUACUUCAGUGUUCCUGACUUGGAGAUCAACGAACUUUUGAUCAAAACUGGAUUUCCCAUUGCGUAUUCCCCAGCUAAGGUCCUGGAAGAUUUCAAGUUCGCUGGCGUCACAGUUAAAAGUGUGAACCCCGAAGUUGUGCUAACCUUCAUGAAGAGCUCAAGAUCUAAGGUCGGAAUGCUUCCUUGUCUUAUCAAGAACUCUGCGCUCGGCGACAUCGCGACCCUGAAGGCACUGAUCACCUACUGCAUGCAAUGUGAUAACAUUGUGUCACGCCUACACGGUUUGCCCAUGCUUCUUACCGAAGACGAUGUGCUGAGAAGAUUUGAUAUCGCCACUCCUGUCUUCUACACGCCAUUUGCAGAUCUCUUACCCAUACAUAAAGAUCUCUUUCUUCACAGCGAGUUUGUGGAAUUUUUUUCUGCCGCCGGAGAGAAGACUAUGGUUCAAACAGGAAUCUUCAAACGAUUUGACACUAAGAGCCUUGGGCCAUACGUAAAUCAUCUUCUUCCACCCUCAUGGUGCGCUGCCAAGACACACGUGCAAUGGGCUCCCUCCUCCAAAAAGCCUUCACGUGACUGGAUGACCUUGCUAUGGCAGCUGAUUCACAAGACCUUCUUUGAUCGUCAAUCCAGCUUUUCCGAUGACGACGAUUGUACCGAGACUUUGAGGCCUUUGGAAGACUGGCCCAUCGUCCCCACCAAUCAGGGAACUCUAGUGUCUGUCAACAUGGGCAAGACAGUUUUUGACUUCACAUCGCGGGAUUUCUCAGAAGACAAGCUGGUCGUAGUUCUUAGAAAACUUGGGUGCCCAGAAGUGGACUUCUCUAUGCUUCCUGGUCUAAAGGUGGAUAAUCUUUCUCAGGUACUUAGUUCCUACCUCGCAAAGGCACAUUCCAGGAUUGAUGUAAUAUCAGUCCUUGAGCACCUGAUGAAAGACAAUGAACUAACUGUCAGUCUUAACGAGAAUGAGAUACUUGUUCUCUUCAAGUUCCUUCAAGAAGAUGUCACCACUGUUUACAGCCACAAGUCCCUUCUCAGGAGCAUGCCGUUCUUCCAGACCCUACAUGGAAAGUUUGUAAGCUUGUUGAAUUACUCCUCCGCUCACGUUUUGGAACUUCCAGAAUGUAUACCUCUGAAGGACAUCGAGCUUAGAGUUGAAAUGGAAGGAUGUGUCUUGCUUCGUGCUGUGCGAGAGCUGGAACCCUUCUACAAGGCAGUGGACAUCUUUCGAGUAUCUCAAAGCGAGGUGUUCGUCAAAUACAUCUUACCUAACCUGGAUGCUUUGAAAGACGAAGACCGUCAGUCAGUUCUGGGGUUCAUCAGAGACUCUCUUCUCGUUACCACCAACAAUCCAAAUGAGAGGAGUGUUAUCAUUGAUACACUCAUAGACACAAAUAUCCUCCCUGACAAAUCUGGAGAGUUGUGUCCAGCAAGUAGAUUUCAUGACCCUGCCAAUGAAGUCUUCAAGUCUAUGUUAUCGGAAGAUAGCUUUCCUCCGGGGGAUUAUGCUAGUGAAGCCUGGCUUCCGCUUCUCAGACAGAUUGGUUUGAAGAAGGCUGUGACUCAGCAAGAUUUCAUUGAAUACUCCGAGAGUGUAGCUAGCAGCGCUGAAACCGACCCAAGCAACGAUGAGCUGAGAGCGAAAUCUAAAGCGUUGGUACAGUGUCUACUUGAAGAAGAAAUUCUGCGCGAUGCAUGCUUUUUGCAUUUGAUAUCCCAGAUCAAAUUUGUCUCGCCUGAAAUUGCAAGUGAGAACUUGAGGAAUCUUCACACGCAAUUUGAGUGCCAGAGUAAAGAUGACAGUCCACCGUUUAUUGCGUUUCACGGAUCUAUCUCGCAAGAGUGCGAAAGAUUCCUUUGGAGUACUGCGCCACUGCUACCGUCCUGGGCUUUGCCACAGAAGGGAGAAAACCAGCGGAUGCUGGUGGACAACCUAGGCAUAGAGGUUGCCCCGCCAUUAGAGAAAGUCAUCAAACAUCUGGAGAACUUGUCCUUGCAAUUUAAGGGCAAUGUGAACAAGGAUACGCCAAAAGAUCAGCGUGAACUCUUGCACGACAUCAUCUACGCAAUUUUGAGCUUCUUCAAAACAGAGGCCUCGUGUACUGAGACAGAGGCGUCGGAGCGUUGCUCUAAAUCAUGUCUCGCCAUCGGAAACAUUUUGCAAAAAAUACCAUGCAUCCCAGUGGAGGAGGGAAGGGUCUUUGUGGAGGGUGAUCAACUUGCUUUUGAAACGUUAACAGAAAUGCCUCCUUUCCUGUACAAGGUACCACGAGAAUACGGUCAUUUUGAGCAUGUACUGAAGCGACUUGGAGCUGAGGAAAAGCCAACGCCUUUGCAAUUCGCUAAGGUUCUCGAAAGGCUAAAAGAAGUCUGUGAAGAUAAACCCAUGGAACCAAACGAGCAAAAAGUAGCCAGACUAGCAGCACAAGGGUUCUUCACCACGGUUUCCUUGCUGGUAAAAGAGCAAAGGGAAUCUACAGUCACAGCACUGCUGUCGAAGAUAAACGACCUUUACCUACCAACCAAAGAGGGAUACUUAAAGCUAUCUAACGAGCUCAUUUUCUACGAUUGUCCAAGCUUUGAGCGGCGUGCACGAGACUUCUCUGGCGACUUUAUGGAUAUUGCACGGGAAGGCGAACUAACAGCUGAUCGAUUAGCUUACCUGUUGAACUUGUUGCCGACUCGACUACGGGUUAGAACCAUCCAGAGUAUUCUGCGUGAAGAGAUUCACCCGUUUUCCCGUGAAAAGCAUUGUAUUGCAGACUCCGGCGAGGAACAGUGUCCCUUCAUCGCUCGCUACCGCAAUGUUCUGCUGUCCCCAAAACUCAUCAACGGCAUCUUACGGGUUAUUCGGCAUCAGCGACAGACGGCCAACAUCCCCCAGGAAGUCAGGGAUCAGGUAUUGGUGCUCUCCACCAUGCAAAUCUCGUGUAUGGGGGCACUGGACACCCACCUUGUCCAACUAGAGACAAACACGCCCAUCAAGAAUAGCAAAGAGGUUCAAGACUGUUUCCUGGAAGAACAAGACAACAAGUGGGAGCUGUUUAUUAAGCAUGGCACCGACGAGAACCCGCUACAUAUCCAGCUCUGCUUCCUAAUCAACCGUCUGAUCGGCAAUCACGUGGAGAAAGAGAUUUACCUUCAGGCCAUGUUAGCAUGCCGAGUCCCUGAGGACAUCCUACCGUCACUUGACCGCUGUGGAGUGGCACAAGAUCUUCUGUCAAGCGAUAAGCGCACAACAGAUCCUUCCUUAGGCUCGGAGAUACCCGUUAUGUAUCAUUACUUGUUGAGGCAGGACUUUGAGUACUUCUUCCGUAAGGGGGAGAUCGUGGGUUACGAGAGGGAGCGUGUGCUCGAGGACGGCUCCAUUAAUGAUCGUGAACCAUUCUAUGUGUACGCCAAGGUUAUAAGGAAAGCUUCUUCGAGUCCAUCAAACUCGGACUCUGAACAAGAUCCAGGGAAAUUUGACUUCCAAGCACGCUAUCGCAUAGACGUAGGAGAACCAAAGUUACUUGAAGUCAGUGUGUUAGACUUGUAUAAGUUCGAUCGCACUGGGGUUGAUCCAACUGUUCCUUUGAAGCUUUCCGAUCUGAAGGACAUUGUUAUAUUCACGGGCGAUCCAGACGAUGAUCGUCUGCGCGCUUCUACAAGAAAUGACCGGCUUGAAACCGCCAAGAAGGCAGUCAAAGAUGCUCUUUGGGAAGCGUGGAAACUGAAGGAUGUCAAGAGGAAAAAAGUCAUGAAACGCCUGUUUCUAAGGUGGCAUCCAGACAAGAACCCAGGCAGCGACAUCGCUACUGAAGUGAUGAAAUUCCUGCUCAGCGAGAUCGACCGACUUGAGCGAAUAUUCCCAUCCAAGGAGAAAAAGGCUAAGAAAGAGAAAGAAAAGAAAGAAAAGACGGAAGAGUCAAGCUCGACGUUUAAUGAUUUGUUUGAACAAUGGAGUAAACGGGCGCACCAGGAGCGACAGACAUACAACACGUUCAAAAGGCAAAACACCAGCGCAUCCUCAGCUAAUUCAGGCAACCCGCAGCGCAAGGAGGCAAGACGUUGGAUGAAGCAAGCCCGGGACGACCUCGCUGCCGCGAAACACUUGGUCAAGCAGGAGCCGAACUUCUAUGGACUCGUCUGCUUUCUGUGUCAACAAGCCGCGGAGAAAUCGUUUAAAAGUGCGUUAUAUGCAGCAUGUGGUAUCGCUGAGAGUCAGCUCGAGACGCACGACGUGUUGAAUCUAGCCUACGAGAUCACUGAACUCGAUAACUCGCCACCGGAGAUCGCACUGCUUGCUGCGAAGCUGAAGAAUUAUUAUGAAAAGACUCGCUACCCGCACUUUCACCACGGAGAUGUCAUUCCAUCCGAGGUUUUCACGAGUGAAAACGCGCACGAAGCCCUGUCCGUUAGCGAGUCCAUACUCGACCAGAUUGGCAAGUUUAUUAAUGAGAACUUUGCAGAGGUUUGAGGAAGCAUGUGCUUUAAGAUAACUGUACGUGCACAGAUUUCCACAUAUAUCGUCUUAUUUUGACCUUUUAUUUGCGCUUACAUAAAAAAGUGCGCAUUUUUACCUAAUUAUAAUUCAUGCGCUAUAACAAGAUCGGCUUCGUAGUAUCUCAAAGGUCAUCAUAAGGCGUAUUUUAAUUUGGAAUUGAGAUUUGGAAGUUUAUUGUAAGUAGCUUAUUCCAAAAGAGAAAAUGUUGAAGAAAAUAGGAAGUUUCACAGGAGCAUUUCUCUUAGUAAUGGGACAUAGAGUUGCUUUAGAAUACCCGAUUACAUGUGUUGAUCUGAUUAACUUGUGCAAUAACCAAAUAUGAUAACUGACAGUUAUACGCACAGAGCAGAAAGGAAAAUCGUAGCAUUUCGGGUAGCGGCCACGCCAAUAUGCAACUUAAAUUUUUUAAUCCAGUUUUUCCAAUCAUGAAAAUAUAAUAUUGUAAAUAAUACAAUCUGCUUUUCCGGACACAAUAAUAUCGAUGUAGUAUUAUAGUUUUUUACAAACGGAAUGAAUGCAAUGACUUGCCGCAAUAUUGUAUUUUAAUAUUUAAUAUAAGAAUCAAUGCUUUAAAUAUAGAAAGUCGCUUUCAUUGAAGAUUAUAGGCUAUGAUACAUGAGAUACGUGUAAGACCAUUGGUAAUUUAGUAUAAUACUUGUAUGGCAAUAGUAAAGUAAACAAGCUAUAAUUAAUAAACAAGCUAUAAAUCAACAAAGGUUGUUAAAGUAUGUUGAACGCCCUGUAAAACAGAGUAGUUGCGCUGAAGUCUCGAGCAAUAGCCCUUCCUCGGGUUUUUUUUCUUUUGCUCCAACGAAGGGCUACCGCUCAAAACGUCAGCACAACUACUGUCUCACAGAGGUGUACAGCAUAGUUUUCAACCUUGUAUUGAUUUAUAGUUUGUCUAAACCACGCCUACGCAGACCAUCUUGUUUUUCUACAGCUCAUCUGUAGUCUCUCUAGUUGUACCAAUAGAGUUUAUAAAUAUCAAUAGAGUUGUACCAAAAGUUUUAUAGUGAAUUUGACAAAUGAAUUUGAAAAAUGUUUUAAAAUAAAAACAUGGUCCCUUGUA